This is a messenger RNA of Setaria italica (foxtail millet), 1354 nucleotides long. Its product is annotated as deoxycytidylate deaminase. Gene Ontology annotation, molecular function: zinc ion binding; hydrolase activity. The record is from RefSeq and is a predicted model, not a curated record. Lineage: Eukaryota; Viridiplantae; Streptophyta; Magnoliopsida; Poales; Poaceae. The transcript is spliced from 10 exons. Bases 275 to 1066 code for a protein of 263 amino acids.
UUCUGACCGACGCGGCGGCUCGCCUCCGGCCCGUCGAGGACAAAUUCGGUGGGGGCGGUGCCCCGACGAACCGAGGAUUGGGCUCCCGGCUCCAGCCCUUCAACUGCGACCCCAUCGAGGUGCUCGCAGAUUCAGGGAGAGGAAGGCAAAAGGAGCCCCAAAGUUUCCCGCGCUUAGUCGUCCCCAACCCAGCCUCCAGCUCCAGAUCCAGCCAGUGCCGCCACCGCACCCACUCGGCGCCUCCGGUGCGCCCCUUCCCCACCGCCCGAGCGCGAUGGCCUCGACGAGGGACCUAGUCAUAGCCUCUCUCUCAGCUGCGGCUGGCGCCGCUGCCGCCGCCGCGGCACUGCGCUUCAUGUCUUCCUGCACGACAUCCUCCGUCAGGCCCCAGAACCUGUCCCUCGCCACCAACGGAUCUGCCGCCCAGCGACCGCCUAAGCAGUCGCCCUUCGAUCCCACCAAGAGGGAAGGGUAUAUCUCCUGGGACGAUUACUUCAUGGCGAUCGCCUUCCUUUCGGCUGAGCGGUCCAAGGAUCCUAAUCGGCAGGUUGGAGCAUGCUUGGUUAGCCAAGAGGGAAUAAUCCUAGGAAUUGGCUACAAUGGCUUCCCAAGAGGUUGUUCUGAUGACAAGCUUCCUUGGGCAAAGUUUCAGAAGGCAUUCACAGAUUCACUCUCCCACUUUAAGGAAAUCACAUCCUUUACGUAUGAUGAAGAAAGCAAUACUAUUUUGCCAAUUAUUUUUCUAUUUCAGAAAUCUGCAAAUGGAGAUCCAUUAGAGACAAAAUAUCCCUAUGUUGUUCAUGCUGAAGUUAACGCAAUUCUAAAUACAAAUCAUGCUUCAGCAGCUGGACAGAAAUUAUACGUCACCAUGUUCCCAUGCAAUGAAUGUGCCAAGAUUAUCAUUCAGUCAGGCGUAUCUGAGGUCAUCUACUUCGUCGAGAAAAGGAUUGACAACUCAGCUCAUGUUUAUGUCGCCUCUCACAAGUUGUUAUCGAUGGCUGGUGUCAAGGUUAGAAAGCAUCAGCCGCAGAUGGCACAUAUACCGAUCAAGUUUCAGGAGCCAUGAGGCUGGUACUAGUGAACGAAUAAAUGAUGAAUAAAUGGCGCAAGAUAUCUGUUGAUCGUGUCACUGGUGACAAGUGACCCUGACAGCCUCUCAGCUGGCAUGCAGGUCGGAUCACUCCCUUGCCCUUCAGGGAGCUGUUGUAACUUCUGAAAAAUCAUAAGGUUGAAUUCGUACCGGUAAUUGUAUAGGCAUUUCAAACUAACUUCUGAUAUCGGAAGCCGCUUCAAAAAAAAAAACUUCUGAUAUCGGAUACUCCUAAUUAUUUGUGGUGUGGCUGUUGCGGUGUCC